Molecule: messenger RNA, 1309 nt
Organism: Manacus vitellinus (golden-collared manakin)
Lineage: Eukaryota; Metazoa; Chordata; Aves; Passeriformes; Pipridae
Gene: SHLD3
Product: shieldin complex subunit 3
Exons: 2
Coding region: 226-975 (249 amino acids)
Biological process (GO): positive regulation of double-strand break repair via nonhomologous end joining; positive regulation of isotype switching; negative regulation of double-strand break repair via homologous recombination
Source: RefSeq, a predicted model, not a curated record
CCCGCCAUAGUGCGGGUGGAAGCCAUGGACGUCAAUCAGUCCAAGCAGGAGCACUUGCUGGCUCUGAAAGGUCCUGUUUUCCACUGAUCUUUGCAUCAAGGAAAAGGAAAGGGCAAGGAAAUUCUAGUAAAUAAGAUGUUUCAGUCUAGAUUUGAGAAUCCUAAUCAAGACACUGUUUUCCUAAGACUGUUUUCCUAAGAAUCACUGGAUUCCUAUGGUACAAGCAUGGAAGUCGUCUUGCAUUAUCGACCACAUCAGAGAGAUGUAAUAAAACUGCAGAAAUUUGCAGAAGCAGCAGUGAAGGAGUUUCCAAUUCGUCAGUUACCAAGAUUUGCACCCUGGUUUCCAAAUGAUUUAUACAGACUUCCCCUCAAACCGAAAAAGCGGGCACCUGUUAUUUCUCAUGAGGAAGCAGAAGAAUUAAAACAUCUUUCUACACCUUCAGAAUAUGUUAUAGGAUCUCCUGAUUACGACUGCACAAAGAAUCUGCUUGACUUUCAGUCUAGCAUGAAACAUGGUUCAACUUUAAUCCAAGCACAAGCUGUUCACAGACCAGUUAACUUGGACUAUCAAGGACAACCACCACCUAAAGGAAAACAAAAGUUGAAAAGGUCUUGGAGUAUCUCUCUCCCUAGCGCUAAACUCAAAGAAAAGAUUCUUCCUUUAUCUCAAGAACUGCAAAACAAUUUGGAAAGACUAAAACUGCAUGCGUUUUAUAGAGCAAAGUGGACAAUUGAACAAUCUAUUUGUAAUAAUGAGAAUUUGGAGGACAUCUGGAUAAAAUUGAAUAGACUCAUCAAGGAGAAUGAAUUGCCCUCUUGCAAUGCUACUAUCCGAAGAUCUGUGGGACAGAUAUGGAUUUUCUGUGAUAUAUUAUACUGUGAAUAUGUUAGAAAUAUUCUUAGGGAAAAGCUAAGCCUUACAGAUAAAAUGAAUUUGCUUGUACAUAAAUAUGGAAUUAUAUUUAGUUUAUAAUUUAAGAUACAGUUUAAUAAUAAAAUUACUGUCUAGAGUACUGGAGUUUUUAAGCAGUUUAGAAUAUAUAGACUUUAGAACAACUGAUGAAUUAAUAAGCAAAAACCUACUUAUAUUACUUUGCUACAGUUUUCUAACUAAUGAUAUAUUUCUUUAACUUUGUUUUGCCUGAAAACUUAUGGUUCAAUUAAGAUUAGUAAGUUUCUGUUUGGCUUAAUACUGCAUUUUGUAGCUUUUCUUUGCCUUGGUGGUCUAAAAGAAAAAAAUUAAGGCAGAAUUUCCAGGCUGUUUUGGCAAGCUGUGUCAGAUAAUAAAAUCUAUGCUUUCAGUUGAA